AUGAGGGUCACUGAAGCAGUCAUUCAUCCUCGGUACGAUCCCGAUACCGUAGUCAACGAUGUCGCCAUGUUACGUCUACCAUCACAUGCGCGGCGAGAACUUGGUCACGGUGUCGCGUGUCUGCCACGUUCUCAGCAUAUAUUACAGCCUCAUACAACCUGUGUUAUAUUAGGCUGGGGUAAAAAGCGACCUACCGACGUUCAUGGUACAAGACUACUUCAUGAAGCUCAGGUAUCUACGAUACAACAAGGUGUAUGCCGUCGCUCUUACUGGCAGUACGCCAUAACGGACAACAUGGGCAUAACAAGUUUCGGUGACGGCUGUGGCAAGCGUGGUAAGUAUGGUAUCUACACCCGCACCGCAGGCUAUGUUAACUGGAUGAAGGAAAUCAUGAAUAAUAAGUACUUUGACUGAUAUUUGUAAUAACUGAUACUUAAUUGAAAAUAUUUUUUGUUACGUAUAGGUUAUAUAUAUCUUAGAGUUGAUAAUAUUAAAUAAUAAAUAUUAGAGGAAUAUCGAGUGUAUACUGUAGUGAUAGAUAUAAGGUUAUUCUUAUUACCGAACACCUUUCAGUUUUUAGUUUUUUUUUAUAUUAUUACAAGAUUAUUUCGUUUGCAUUAAAAAUAAAAAAAAAAUAUAGUUGUUUUCAAAUAUUUCUAUAUUUAAAAUAAUUGUUUAGAAAUAUCAAUUGGUUACAAUGUUGAAAGAUUAUCAUUUAAUAAAAUGAUUACUUGAAUUUUUUGAAUAUUAAUAUAAAUAUAAUAAUAAAAUCUAAACGAAGUCAGUGAAUAGUUACCAACAUUAUAUAAAUAAAAUGUAUAAUAAUAGUGAUUUUGCACAUUCAUUUAGCGCUAACAGAUGAACUGCCAAUGGCAAAAAAGAAAAAAUAUUAUAAGAAUGGUAACGUUGUUGUAAGAUAAAAGUAUUAUAGAAAAUGGAAUGGAUACGUAGAAAUAAAGUCUCUCUAUGAUAAAUUGUUUUAUUUUCACCUCUAGACUAAGAUCCAUAGAUUUGAGCAGCGUUUCAAUGAUUUGGAAUUUAUUUAAAUUAUACGAUUAUACAUACCGGUGCAAAUUGGGAAUAUGCGUCUGAUUAAAAAAGGUUAAAUAUAUUUUAUUAUGAUCAUUAUUUCUAUAGAAUAUUCUAUAGAAGUCUAUGUGAAUAUUUUUCAACAUGGAAAAUAAUUAUUAAAAAUUCGGUAACCUUAAAAUAUUCAAACGCCAUGCUACUUGUGAGAGCGGAUGUGACAAAAAUGUACACGUGUAGGGAUGUUUUACAAAAAAUUAACAUCGAUGCAAUAACAUCAAUGUAUUAUGUCGCAAUAUUAACCAGUGAUAACAAUUUAAAUGACGUUUUAAGCUUUUAUUUUUAUUUGAAAAAUUUUGUGAACUAUAUCAUUAUUAAAAAAGUCUAU
This is a messenger RNA of Diatraea saccharalis (sugarcane borer), 1414 nucleotides long. Lineage: Eukaryota; Metazoa; Arthropoda; Insecta; Lepidoptera; Crambidae. The record is from the annotation of a GenBank genome assembly.